Molecule: messenger RNA, 1809 nt
Organism: Owenia fusiformis
Lineage: Eukaryota; Metazoa; Annelida; Polychaeta; Sabellida; Oweniidae
Source: the annotation of a GenBank genome assembly
AGAUGCAGUCUGUGACUAAUCCCCUGAGGAUAUAAACAAGAAAAAUGUCGAACGAUGAGGUGCCCAGUGAAGAAAUAUCCAACGAUGUAUUUAACGAGGACGGAGGGGAUAACGGCUGCAUAAUUGAAAACAAGGACAUUUCCUACGUAAUCAACUGUUCCAAAAUUCGUCAAUUAUUGAGUGUGGUUUGCAUUUUUAUAGUAGCGGUGACUAUUGCUGUUCCAGUUGAAUUGCUCCGAAAAAAUGAAUGUGAUCCAACACCCUGUCUUAACGACGGAACUUGUUUCGACGGAGUUAACAGCUACCUAUGUGACUGUAAAUCCGGAUUUAGAGGAACGAAUUGUGAGGAAGAUAUCAAUGAAUGUUUGGAAGAUCCAACAAGUUGUAUGGCGAAUGCAUAUUGCUUGAAUAGGUACGGAAGCUUUGAAUGUGACUGCGAAGUUGGCUAUGAACUGGUGGAUGGCGACGAACCAGCGUGUGUCGAUGUAGAUGAAUGCAAAAAUGUUAAAUGUGCAAAUCACGCCACGUGUGAAGAUAAAGUGAAUGCGUACGCAUGUACUUGUAAUCCAGGCUACAGUGGUAAUGGAACGACAGAAUGUUUAGAAUUAAAUGAGUGUGAAUCGUCACCCUGUGUUUCAAAUGAAACCUGUACUGAUGGAAUAAAUGGCUACACAUGUGACUCAGGUGGAGAGACUGGACCAACUUGUGAUACAGGUAUGCCUCCUUUGGACAUUUGGUAUAUUAUUGAUCGAUCUGCGUCCAUGGAUGGACCAACCAUUGAGGCGGUCAAAGAUUUUUUGCUUAAACUGAGUUCUUGGAUCUACAAACAUCUAUCCCGAAACACCUGGAUUGGCGCCGUGUCAUACAAUGAUAAGAUACAUCCUGAAUUCGACAUUGGACCGAGAAGUUUGUCCUCAUUAAAGUUAGAACUGAAUGACAUCCCUAAUACAACGGAGAUGGGAGACUACACUCAAUCGGCAUUAGAGUAUGCUAGAACUAAAAUCGAGUACCUUGACCGCGAAAAAAGAAGGCAGAUAAAUACAAACUUGAUUAUCCUGUUAACCAAUGGAGCAACAAAUGUAAAACCAUAUGUGGCUAAUGAUUCCACAAUCCAAGACAAAUAUUCCCACCUAGCUAUUACGGAAGCUGCAAAACUGAAACCAGAUCUAGAUUUGAUGAUAAUAGGAUUGCCUCACAAGGUGGCCCUCAGACUGGUGCAAAGUGAAGAUGUAAACCAAGCGCAACUAGGUCGUGCAAUAUUAGAUGCUGCAAAAAAUGAAUGGAAUGCCAUGAUAAAGGCGGUGUAUCAAUCUGAUCGAGCAAAGUUACACAGCAAUAUUUUCACUUUGAAUUACGUUAAUGAAUUGCUGCAGCUGGAUGUAUUUGGGUACAUCUCGCAGGAAGUAUGCAGACUGGCGUCAAAGCGAAAAAAGCUGGGGUCAAGAGCAGAGUCAGUGGGUCCGCGGUAGUAGAACCAUACUAUCAUUUGAUACGUAUCGACAAUCGACGACCAUCAAGUCACUUCAAUGAUUUCCAUUCAUAUCCAUAAGCAUUGCUAUGGAACCGGAUCAUUUUUGAGUCUCUAGAAUCCGGAUGUUCCUGCGUCAAAAAGGGAUGCCAACAUUAUGAAGCAUAUUGACUCUAGGGUUGUGAGAAUACAUUGCCAACCUUCGCCCAAACAGUAUUAUUCGAAAUACCUUCUGGUGGCAAAAGACUAAAAAGUGCAUUUAGUAGCCUACCAUUCAUCUUUGUUACGAAAUGCUUUACAGGACAAAUAUAUUCAUUGUAUGUACUAUAAACGUUUAUGUA